Messenger RNA from Geodia barretti, 537 nucleotides. The record is from the annotation of a GenBank genome assembly. Lineage: Eukaryota; Metazoa; Porifera; Demospongiae; Tetractinellida; Geodiidae.
AUGGUGGAUGUUGUUGCUCUUCGCAAUAGUGACUUUUGGAAGAAGAAGUUUGCAAAAGCAUGCCUGAUGAAUGAUACAAACAAAAGCGGUACCAUAACCAGAAGUGAUUUUGAACUGAUGAUCGAAAAGUACCAGCACACCACGGAGAGGGCGAAAUUUGAAUCAUUUUCAAAGAAUCUGCUUCAUUUCUGCGAUUUAUGUGGUCUCACAGAUGCCAGUGUGGUGCAAAGCUAUAAGGAAUUUGAAGAGCAGUGGCUGGCUAAUAUAUCUCAAAACAAAGACAUGCACCUUUCAAUGGUCUAUGAUCUUUUUCAAUGUCUUGACGUUAAUGGCAGUAGUUUCAUCGAUUUAAAGGAAUGGACCUCCCACUGUGAUGCUAUGGGAGUGCCAGCUGAAUGUGCAAAGGAAUCCUUCAAUGCCAUAGAUAAAGAUAAUGAUGGGAAAAUAACACUGGACGAAUUUGUUGCUUACCAUGCCGAAUUUUUCUAUACCACCGAAAACAAGAUGAACAGUGCUAUUCUUUUCGGCCCACUAUAA